CGCGCGCGCAGAAACUGCAGCGGAAUGAUGAAAGGAAGUAUGGAGAGAUUUAAGGAUUUGUUUUAGCUAAAAAACAAGAAACAAGAAACAAGAACAUCUUGAAAUCCGCCUCAGAAAUGGAGACAAUAUUCAGUCCCUCCGACUUUCACAUGGAGUUUUAUUUCUGAAACAAAAAUGACUGAUGAUUUACAGAUUGUAUUUAUUUAGUGAUUUACAUCAGAUUAAUAUCAGAUUACACACACACACACACACACACACACACACACACACACACACACACACACACACACACACACACACACACACUUGACUUUAACUGAAGCUGAGCUGAACACUGCACGAUGGCGCAGAGGUAUGAAGACUUAGCGCAUUACAGCAGCAUGAUGGACAGCGUGGGUGUAUACGGAGAGCCACACACACACCACCACCUAAACCAUGCUCCACCUCACACCAAUCAGCAGUAUGUGACAUCACACGGCAUCAUGGCGGGCAUCAUGGGCACCAACGAUGGACUGAAGAGAGACAAGGAUCAGAUUUAUGGUCAUCCUCUGUUCCCGUUACUGGCUCUGGUGUUUGAGAAGUGUGAGUUAGCGACGUGUACGCCGCGGGAGCCGGGCGGGGCUGGGGGAGACGUGUGUUCAUCAGACUCCUUUAACGAAGACAUCACUGUGUUUGCCAAACAGAUACGAGCAGAGAAUCCAAUUUUCUCAUCCAAUCCAGAAUUGGACAAUUUGAUGAUUCAAGCAAUUCAAGUAUUACGAUUCCAUUUGCUGGAACUGGAGAAGGUUCAUGAGCUGUGUGAUAAUUUUUGUCACCGCUAUAUUAGCUGUCUGAAAGGAAAAAUGCCAAUCGACCUGGUUAUCGAUGAUCGGGACGGAUGCAAGUCUGAUUUUGAUGAUCUAACAUCCACACAUCUAUCGGAUCACAACACAGCGUCAUGGAGAGAUCUGGAUGACAAUCGCUCGACUCCAUCCAUCGGGACACCGGGACCGUCCAGCGGAGGCCAUGUGUCUCACAGCGGAGACAACAGCAGUGAACUAGGGGAUGGUCUGGAAAGCAGUCUGGCUUCUCCAGGGACAGGUGAUGAGGAGGAUCCUGAUAAGAAGCGACAGAAGAAACGAGGGAUUUUUCCCAAAGUGGCAACUAACAUCAUGAGGGCAUGGCUAUUCCAGCACCUCACACAUCCUUAUCCAUCAGAAGAGCAGAAGAAGCAGCUCGCUCAGGACACAGGACUUACCAUAUUACAAGUGAAUAACUGGUUCAUUAAUGCACGCAGGCGGAUCGUACAGCCCAUGAUCGACCAGUCCAACCGAGCAGUGAGUCAGGGAACUCCCUUUAGUCCUGACGCUCAGACGUUGGGGGGCUUCAUGUUGGACGGACAGCAGCACAUGAGCCUUCGACCACCUGGUGCGAUGGGAGGAAUGGGCAUGAACAUGGCGAUGGACGGACAGUGGCACUACAUGUAACAGGUGUGAACAGGUGUGACACACCAGUCUGAUCCUCACACACGUCACAACACACACGGACACAGACCUCCAGUAAGAACCUGAAACACAUCUAACUGCUCUUUUCAGUUUUCACUUCCCUCCAUCUUUUCUUUCGCUCCGUCUGGUGAGAAAAUCGGAUUAGCAUUCAGUCGUAAUUUUGCUCUGAUAUUCCUCCGUCUCGGCUCUUUCAGCCUCGACACAAAUGAAGACGUAUGAUACACUCACAGAGGCGAGUUUUAUUUAACACACACACCACACACACACACACACACACACAC
Molecule: messenger RNA, 1765 nt
Organism: Tachysurus fulvidraco (yellow catfish)
Lineage: Eukaryota; Metazoa; Chordata; Actinopteri; Siluriformes; Bagridae
Gene: meis2b
Product: Meis homeobox 2b
Exons: 12
Coding region: 342-1466 (374 amino acids)
Biological process (GO): positive regulation of transcription by RNA polymerase II; positive regulation of cell population proliferation; animal organ morphogenesis
Molecular function (GO): RNA polymerase II cis-regulatory region sequence-specific DNA binding; DNA-binding transcription activator activity, RNA polymerase II-specific
Source: RefSeq, a predicted model, not a curated record